CUUCUUUUUCCGACAUGACACCGCACGCCACCUAUGCCGCAACCGAUGUGGCCCCAGAAUCUCAACAACCAGCACCUGCAAAGCACAAAGGUGGCUACAAGCAAAUCAACAAGGCUCUUAACAUUUGUGCUUUCGAGGACUAUCUCGAAACACAGCUAUCUCGAUUGCCUUUCAUCGCUGAUGUUGAGGUCCUCAGUCCUCGCGUCACACGCGUACUCGGUCAAAAUGCCGGAAAAUUCACUUUGCAAGGAACAAACACCUACAUCAUAGGCACAGGCUCAGAACGAAUGCUCAUAGACACAAGUCAGGGUCUACCUGAAUGGGCAGAACUUAUAUCGAAAACGCUUGCGGAUUUGGACAUCUCACUCUCCCACGUCUUCUUAACUCACUGGCACGGCGAUCACACCGGCGGCGUGCCAGAUUUGCUACGCAUGUAUCCGAAUCUCAAAGACGCAAUCUAUAAGUACAACCCAAGUAAAACACAGCAGCCAAUCGUGGACGGAAGCAUCUUCUCUGUCGAAGGUGCUACUUUGAGGGCAGUUCAUGCGCCGGGACAUGCCGAUGACCACACUUGCUUCGUUCUUGAAGAGGAAAUGGCCAUGUUUACUGGUGAUAAUGUCCUUGGCCACGGUACUGCUGCCGUCGAACAGCUCAGUGUAUGGCUUAACUCACUGCGACUUAUGCAAUCGCACAAUUGCAAAAUUGGCUAUCCAGCACAUGGCGUGGUCAUACCCGAUCUUCGGAGAAAAAUCGAUUUAGAGCUCAAGGCAAAGACAAGACGCGAAACGCAAGUGCUUAACUCUUUGGCCCAAAUACGGAGCCCGGGUGGGAAGGCUAGCGUGACUGUCAAGCAACUCGUCACCGUCAUGCAUGGAGAUGACUUAGAUCCAGAAGUGCGGAAGAUGGCGAUUGAGCCUUUGAUGGGAGAGGUGUUGAAUAAGCUGGCUGAAGACGGGAAGGUUGCAUUUGAGAUUCGUCAGAAAGAGAAGAAAUGGUUUGCGAUUAUGUAG
This is a messenger RNA of Periconia digitata, 1010 nucleotides long. The record is from the annotation of a GenBank genome assembly. NCBI's taxonomy places the organism in Eukaryota, Fungi, Ascomycota, Dothideomycetes, Pleosporales, Periconiaceae.